AUGGGUCUCUCAGGCGAAAACAAGCAGCGCAUUGGCGCUGAUCCAAGGAACCUCACAUGGGCAAACGAUGCCAGCAAGUUCGGCAGCGCAUACCUCGAAAAGUUUGGCUGGGCCUCAGGCUCGGGCCUCGGUGCGUCCGGCGAGGGGCGCACCAACCACAUCUCCGUCUACCAGAAGCUUGACAUGCUCGGUAUCGGCGCGGACCACAAGAACAACCAGGACGGGACGGCGUGGAAGCAGGGCAAGGACUUUGAAAACCUCUUACGCAGAUUGAAUGCGGCUGCGGGGCAGGAGGAGGGUGCGGCGGACGUUCCGAAGAUUGAUGGUUUCGUAAAGCCUACUGCGCCGGCUGAGGAGAACGUGCGGGCGGCGGAAGAGGAGGGUGCUCCUUCAUCGGAGACGAAGAGCGCAACGAUCAACGUGGUAUCGGAAACCACGGUAGCCGCGAGGGCACCGGUCAUUGUACCACGCCCUGUUCGUGCACAUCGCGCGCGUCACAUUGCAAUGAAGGGAAUGGCGUCCAAAUCUGCGACUGCCAUUGCUGAGAUUCUCGGUGUCCCCUCAUCGUCCGUCCCCACACCCUCUCUUUCAGAUUCGCCGGACCCCUCCGCGUCUUCCUCCGCUCUAGAUACCCCGGCGUCCGGUCCCGCCGCGCUUAAAAUGCAAGACCUGACGACUUCGAACAAGAGCGUCAUGGACUACUUCCGCGACAAGCUCGCGGCAAAGUCUAACCGCGCGUCUGAUUCUUCGACUCCCGCUUCGGCGGAGAUGCCGACGAGCGACGACUACGACGAGCGUCCGAGAGGCGGGUUGGGACUGGGGGCCUCGAGGCUGCGCGUGGAGACGGUGGAAGUGGAAGACUACGAUGACCGCCCCAGAGGCGGACUUGGCUCGUCGAAGCUAGCGGUGUCCAUGUCCGCGAUGUCGUUCGUGCAGUCCGCGACUCAGGUGGAAGAGGAGGGGACGGAGAAGAAUGAACAACCUCUAGGCAACGAGCAUUCGCCGUCCACGCGGAAGUCCAAGAAGCGGAAACACAGGGAGGAAGGGGUAGGUGAUUCUCUGGGGACCAAGCACGACUCCGAUGAAGGCUUCUCGCCUUCUGUGGUCAAGAAGGACAAACUAUCACAGAUUGCGCCGACAUCCGCGGAUGGAGGCGCGCAGAAUCAGGAGCCAAAGACGCAGAAGCGCAGGACGAAAAAAAAUGAGACUGCGGACCAGUCGGGCGGCGUGGCGGUGGUGGAGGAGAAGUCGAGGAAACGGAAGAAGAAGCGCGAAGCAGAGGAUGCAUCGCAAUAG
Messenger RNA from Fomitopsis serialis, 1296 nucleotides. RefSeq lists its product as uncharacterized. Gene Ontology annotation, molecular function: nucleic acid binding; telomerase inhibitor activity. Lineage: Eukaryota; Fungi; Basidiomycota; Agaricomycetes; Polyporales; Fomitopsidaceae. Gene Ontology annotation, cellular component: nucleolus. Bases 1 to 1296 code for a protein of 431 amino acids. Gene Ontology annotation, biological process: regulation of ribosome biogenesis. The record is from RefSeq and is a predicted model, not a curated record. The transcript is spliced from 4 exons.